Messenger RNA from Carcharodon carcharias (great white shark), 1099 nucleotides. RefSeq names its product pterin-4-alpha-carbinolamine dehydratase 2-like. Gene Ontology annotation, biological process: tetrahydrobiopterin biosynthetic process. The record is from RefSeq and is a predicted model, not a curated record. Bases 250 to 750 code for a protein of 166 amino acids. Gene Ontology annotation, molecular function: 4-alpha-hydroxytetrahydrobiopterin dehydratase activity. NCBI's taxonomy places the organism in Eukaryota, Metazoa, Chordata, Chondrichthyes, Lamniformes, Lamnidae. The transcript is spliced from 5 exons.
AAGGCAUAAUGUACAAACUACUCCCUCUAGAGGGACGCGGAAAAGUUAUACCAUUCUUUAAAAUAAGCCCGAUUUAUGUUUUUUUUUAAAUGAAUCUAAUUUUAUUAUAUGCAAUUGGUCAUGAGUGGCUAUUUUUAUUUUAUAUUUUCGAACAGGAAAUUGAACGCCCCAAUCGAGUUGGGGGACUUUGCUCGGUGAAGAUAGGCAGCGCCAGGAGUGAUUUGGAGGCCGUGGGUUAUUCGAAGAACGAUGAGCUGGUUAAUGUUCAGCCGUGCGGCGGGGCCCAGAGCUCUGUGUGCUCUCCUCUCCGCGCACUCCAGUGUCGCUCCCUUUAGACUGUCUUCAAAAAUGACGUCACAGACCCAGUGGUUAACCCCAGAGGAAAGGGAACAGCUUCUACCAGAAUUAAAAGCAGCCGGGUGGGAAGAAGUUGAAGACAGAGACGCGCUUUUUAAAGAAUUCUCAUUUAAGAAUUUUAACCAGGCCUUUGGGUUUAUGACACGUGUGGCUUUACAGGCAGAGAAACUGAAUCAUCACCCUGAAUGGUUCAAUGUGUACCACAAGGUGCAGAUAACUCUUUCGACACAUGAUUGUGGUGGUCUCUCCAAGAAAGAUGUCAAACUGGCAAAGUUCAUCGAACAGGCAGCUUCUUCAACAUGCUUCAUUAAUCAACACAUCUCAAAAACUGAGAACAGUGGUGGUCUGCAGACCAUUGUGGUCCAUGGGCUGGCCCAAAAUGCAAGUCACUGAUGUGCAACGCUGUGCCAAGGCCAUGCAAACGAACACGCCAGAAUCCUUGUUCCCACCACUCAUGUGAUCUCACACAGCCAGACUGGUUUCUGCAUGCCCGGCAUGAGUUGUCAUAAAUAUAAGCAACAGUAAUUUAGUUUUGGAAGCAGGAUUUAUGUUGCUGUUGAUUUUGUUUGAUUAUUAUAGAAGUAAUAGAAAAUAAUACUUGUGAUUUUCUAACACAUUGGAAUGUUUCAAAGUGUUCUUUUGUAGAAUUAAAAUUUUUUAUAUGAAAAUGUAUAUACUUUUGUUUCUGCAUGAAUUAAUUUGCUUGUGAUAUUUAAUAAAAUGAAUGUACAUAAGUUCAUUA